UUCAAGGGUCAGCAAAAAUGGUCUGGAGAUCUGAUUUUACUUUAUCAAGCAUGAACACCACAUGCCAAGAAUACAUUACCAAGAACCAUUUUAUACAUGAACCUUUGUCAUCGAUGGAAACAUAUUUUCCCCUGGCUUAUAUCAUCAUUGGACACAAAGAAUUUGAAAUGUUUGCAAGACUUUUUAGGGCUGUCUAUGCCCCACAGAAUAUGUACUGUAUUCAUAUUGAUGAAAAGGCUAAAAGGGAAUUAAAGGUAUCUGUUGAGAAACUGGUAAACUGUUUCCCCAAUGCCUUCCUUUCCUCCAAAGCAGAACCAGUGAUUUAUGCUGGAUCCAGGCUUCAUGCAGAAAUGCAUUGUAUGAGGGAUUUGAUUUCAUCUAAUAUGAAGUGGAAAUAUGUCAUCAAUGUUUGUGGGCAGGAUUUUCCCUUGAAGACCAACCGUGAGAUUAUACAACACCUGAAAAGAUUUAAGGGGAAAAACAUUACUCCAGGCAUACUGCCUCCAGAUCAUGCUAAGAAAAGGACACAAUUUGUCUAUAAAGAACAUAUGGAUAACAGACAAUCCUAUGUCUUUAACACUACCAAAUUAAAAUCACACCCUCCUCAUAACAUCACCAUCUACUUUGGCUCUGCCUACUAUGCACUAACCUACGAAUUUGUUAGGUUUGUUUUAGAAGACAAACAGGCAAAAGACCUGCUGGAGUGGUCAAAAGAUACCUUCAGUCCUGAUGAGCAUUAUUGGGUGACCAUAAAUCGCAUGCCUGAAGCACCAAAUUCUAUGCCAACAGCAAAGUGGGAAGGAGAUAUAAAAACCAUUAAAUGGAGAGAUCAGAAUCACUGAGGGUGCCAUGGGCACUACGUGAGAGACAUCUGUAUCUAUGUCCGGGACUUGAAGUGGCUGAUUGAAAGAAAUAGCAUGUUUGCCAACAAGUUUGAAUAUGAAAGCUAUCCACCAACUGUAGAAUGUCUGGAGCAAAGACUGAGAGAGAAAGCAUUAAAUCAAAGUGAAACCACUAUAGAGCCAAGCUGGUACUUCUAA
This is a messenger RNA of Polyodon spathula (Mississippi paddlefish), 1040 nucleotides long. RefSeq names its product N-acetyllactosaminide beta-1,6-N-acetylglucosaminyl-transferase-like. The record is from RefSeq and is a predicted model, not a curated record. Lineage: Eukaryota; Metazoa; Chordata; Actinopteri; Acipenseriformes; Polyodontidae. Gene Ontology annotation, molecular function: acetylglucosaminyltransferase activity. Gene Ontology annotation, biological process: transforming growth factor beta receptor signaling pathway. Gene Ontology annotation, cellular component: membrane.